Acanthochromis polyacanthus (spiny chromis) is the source of this 8703-nucleotide messenger RNA. RefSeq names its product potassium intermediate/small conductance calcium-activated channel, subfamily N, member 1a (gene kcnn1a). Gene Ontology annotation, biological process: potassium ion transmembrane transport. Bases 439 to 3429 code for a protein of 996 amino acids. Gene Ontology annotation, cellular component: neuron projection; neuronal cell body; plasma membrane. The transcript has 10 exons. The record is from RefSeq and is a predicted model, not a curated record. NCBI's taxonomy places the organism in Eukaryota, Metazoa, Chordata, Actinopteri, Pomacentridae. Gene Ontology annotation, molecular function: calmodulin binding; small conductance calcium-activated potassium channel activity.
GAUGUACUCGGGUAAAGCAUCAUGUUUGACAGGCCCAGGGAUGUGUUUGGGUGACGUAGCAGUAAAAGUGAUUUCUGAUUAUGCAGGGUGGUUAUGGCAACAUUGACAAACUGGAUGUAUUAGGUCCGCAGUGGGUUAGGAUGAUCGACCAUGUGAGCGGGGUUUAAACACCCUGCUGCGUCUCCACGGUGCCAUUCUGGUAACAUCCUAACAGCCUUAAGUGAUCGAUCCGCUGCAACCUGUGCGCAUGGCAGGCAACGCACCGAUAUCGAGUCGAAGGCGGUGUUUUGGCUGUACGGUGACGUUUUAAGGCAGGUCCUGGUCAAACCUACCAAUGAUACAAGUCGGUCCUAUUCUGCUGGGACUGAUCGCAAUGAACGGGUGUCGGAGCUCUGCACGGCAAAGGAGCAACCACAGCGAGACGAGGCGAUCAAGGGGAUGCGGCAUCGGUACGCGGGAGCUGUCCAUCAGCACCAGAUCCCCGACGACAAGCACGGAAACAGCAAGCAGAACCGAGACCAAGUCGCUCCUGUUUUCAGCCUGCCGCCCCCGCCCUCUUCUCACCACCGAGACCGCACUUCGACCACCGCCGCGCACCGCCAGAGCCUCCAGGAGCUGCCGUGUCUGAGCCAGCCCUCUCGGAGACCCGUUCACAGCGGAGACCCUCUACCUCUGGCGAGCUACGACACCAGCCAGCGACCUUCACACCGAGCCGGUGAACCCAGCACCGGGAAGCCGGCGCACCUGCAGCAGGAUCCCUGGGCCCCGGCCGGCUCCCAGCAGCAGCCGCCGCCGCAGUCGGAGAAGCAGCCUGUUUUUCCGAGCUGCCACUGCAGUUUUUCAGAGCAGGAGGCGAGCUUUUCUCCAAACCAGCCCCAUCCUGUCGCUCCUCUCCCACCGCAGCCCUCCCCACCUUUUCCGCCGCCUAUACCGCCACCACCAACGUCGUCCUCCUCCUCUCUGCUCUUUUCCCGGGAAUCUAAAAGAGGGGAUCGUCUCCGAAGGAGUGCCAAUAAUUACCAACAGGCAAGCAUCGUGGAACGCUGCAGGGGAGGAGGAGGAGCAGGAGGGCACCGAGACCACAGGCAGUUGUUGCAGCAACAGCAGCAGCAGCAACAGCAGCACUGUCAUUUAAGACUCCAACAGAGGGACCCCUCCCCUGAAGGAAUCCGGGUAAACUCACAGAAAGGGCGCUCUUUAAAUGUAUGUGAGUCAACCGAGGCUAGGAGAGCAUUCGAGUCUCAGACUCAGGAGCUGCAGCAGCAACAGAUCCCACAAUUACGAGCGCAGCAACAGCUACUGGUGGGGAGCAGCUUGCCUAUCAACUACUGCGCCAGCGGCUCAGGAGAGCUAUGUAGGACUCACCAGGCUCCACUGCUGCAACAGCAAGAGCAGCAGCAGCAGCAGCAGCGGCAGCAAGGCGCACUGGGGCUCUGUCCCCAGCGUCCGCAGCACUGUGAACAAGACCGCAAUAAGUCUGGGAGGAUCACCGCGCAAGGCGACCACCGCGACUCCCGCGUAACCCCCCCGGUAACACAACAGGCAUACACGGGGAACUCGUCUGCGACUGGCAGCAACAGCAGCAAAGACAGCCCCAACUACGGCUCCAGCUAUCACCUGUGGCCAGAGAGCCCGCAUAAAGGAGAGGAGAGGAUACGCAUCGACCUAAAUAAGGCCACUACUGAGCAGAAGAAGCUGAGCCAUGCUGGAUCCAAGCCCUCCCUCUCCGAGAGCAGCGGCCGACUCCCUCAGAUAGCCAUGAACACCUGCAAGUUCAAUGGCGGAGUGGUGAGACCACUAGUGGGCAGCCUGGCGUCCUCGUCGCGCCGCAACCUCGCGGAGCUCGACUCGGAGACGCAACCCUUGCAGACGCUGCACAGCUCUGGCCUGGAGGUGGUGGUGUCCAAGGGCAACGGCGGUGAAGACCCCAGCAAGGCGUCCAAUGAGAGUCUGGUCAGGGAGGGCAGCGGGCGCGGUGGAGGCAGGGCUCCCCAGAAGAAGAACAGGGACAUUGGCUACAAGCUCGGCCACCGGAGGGCGCUGUUCGAGAAGCGGAAGCGGCUCAGCGAUUACGCACUCAUCUUCGGGAUGUUUGGGAUUGUCGUCAUGGUGACAGAGACGGAACUGUCAUGGGGGGUUUACACGAAGGAAUCUUCAUACUCAUUUGCACUGAAAUGCCUUAUCAGCCUUUCCACUGUUAUAUUGCUUGGUCUUAUAAUAAUGUACCAUGCCCGGGAAAUCCAGCUGUUUAUGGUCGACAAUGGUGCGGACGAUUGGAGGAUAGCCAUGACGUAUGAGCGAAUCUUCUUCAUCGUGCUGGAGCUGCUGGUGUGUGCCAUCCAUCCCAUCCCGGGCCAGUAUGUCUUCACUUGGACGGCGCGGCUGGCCUUCACCUACACGCCGUCGGUGGCCGACGCUGACGUGGACAUCAUUCUCUCUAUCCCCAUGUUCCUGAGACUCUACCUGAUUGGCAGGGUCAUGUUACUCCACAGCAAGCUGUUCACGGACGCUUCGUCUCGCAGCAUCGGCGCCCUCAACAAGAUCAACUUCAACACACGCUUUGUCAUGAAGACCCUCAUGACUAUAUGUCCAGGAACUGUUCUGCUGGUGUUCAGUAUAUCCUCCUGGAUCAUUGCUGCAUGGACUGUGCGUGUCUGUGAGAGGUAUCAUGACAAACAGGAAGUGACCAGUAACUUCCUGGGAGCUAUGUGGCUCAUCUCGAUCACCUUCCUCUCUAUUGGCUACGGUGACAUGGUACCACACACGUACUGUGGGAAAGGCGUGUGUCUGCUUACAGGGAUCAUGGGAGCUGGUUGCACUGCGCUGGUGGUUGCAGUAGUAGCCAGGAAGCUGGAGCUGACCAAGGCUGAGAAGCAUGUCCACAACUUUAUGAUGGACACACAACUCUGCAAACGAGUAAAGAACACAGCUGCCAAUGUACUCAGGGAAACAUGGCUCAUUUACAAACACACCAAGUUGGUCAAGAAGAUAGAUCACGCCAAGGUGCGGAAACACCAGCGCAAGUUUCUCCAAGCCAUUCACCAAGCUCAGAAACUGCGCAGUGUGAAGAUGGAGCAGAGAAAACUCAACGAUCAGGCCAACACCUUGGUGGACCUGGCAAAGACCCAGAAUGUGAUGUAUGACCUGGUGUCAGAGCUGCAGGAGCGCAGUGAGGAGCUGGACAAGCGUAUCGGCACAUUGGAGGACAAGCUGGACUCGGUGACGGGCAGCCUGCAGGCGCUGCCCUGCCUCAUCUCCCAAGCCAUAACCCAGCAGCAGCAGGACUUCCUGGACGGCUUUGUUCACCGCUUUCGUCCGGCUUCGCUAGCCUCCGAGCGCUCUGAACGCUCUGAGCGAUCCUGGACUUCCACCGCCCGUAGGCGGCGCUCUCCCUCCACAGCCCCACACACCUCCUCCGAUAGCGGAUAACCUUGACAAACCCUCUGCAAUCACCUUCGGGCCCCGCCUUUCCCCAAACCAAUGCGUCACCUCAUUCUGUCCCGUUCACAGCUGUCCCCGUGUCCGCUGGCGAGUCCAUGUCUGGACUAGUAAUGAACCCAUGUCUUGACCCCUGACCUGAUCCUUGCCUUUAUUCUCUCCUCCCCACUCAUCCCCUCUGCCCUUCCUCCCCACCCAACAAAAAAUCCAAAAACCAAUUCCUCUGUGACUGAGCCUCUCAGCACAGCUUGGAUUAGAGCUACUGGGAAAGAACAAAGAAAGGCAAACAAGACUUAAAUCAAGAAAAAACACAAAUGCAUCCAAAAAAGAAAAACUGAAAAAAAAAUAUUUAAAAAAUGACUGAAAAACCGAGAUAAAGUAGAGAUAUGGUUUAUGUUUUAGCCAUUGUAUGGCUGUCCAAGUUAGCUUUUUGUAAAAGCCCUUGUAUAGUUAAAAAAUGACUGAGUUCAGGGUCGCUGGGGUGAGAGCUGGCUAUCACACCGGAGAGUCCUUAACCACGAGGGGGAAGUUGGUCUGUGGAGCUGAGAGCCUCGGCUCACCUGCUGGCCCUCAGAGGCCAUGGAGGACAUCUGUCCACCCAUCCGUCCGUCUAUCUGUUGGUCCGGUGAGGAGAGCGAGACAAACCAUUGGAUUUCCCUUUCAAAAGACUAGUGUCAUGGAUUCUUUCCCAUAGAUUAGGGUGAAAGCUUUAGGAGAGGCUAUGAAAGCUCUGACUUCCGGUCAGAGUUUGAAAAUGCACUUAAAGGGGAGGGGAAACUGUCACACAAAAGAAUAGCAAAGGGGAUGCAUAUGGCAUUACUACUGGGUAGGAAAAAUUUACACAAUUGCCAACUUCAAGGUAUCGGCUUCCUUGUUCUUACCAAGGGAAAAAUGAGAGCGACUAUCUUUUUUAGUUACAUAUUGACAUGUGAUUUUUCAGUGCCUGAAUGUAUAAAUAGUAGAGGGUUAUUUAAUUACUAAUUUCAGAGCUUUUUUACGAUGUUAACAGUCUGAAUACAGCAUUGCAUUCCUUUUUCAGAUACAUUCCUCUCCAAAAAUUUAAAGAAAAUGUCUUAAUGUAAUGCAUAACAUUGCCUCCAUUACACCGCAACUCUAAAUGUUUUGAAAAGCCUUUUUUUUUUUUUCCCAAUUUCUACUAACACAGUGAGAAAUGAAACAGAUCAGAGAGUAAGCGACAGUGAGACAGACUGAGAGAAUAUCUGUGAGUGUGUUUGUCAGAGAAUGAGUUCACUUUUAGCUCAAUGCUGCACACUCAUACACACAACAAUGGAAUAUGUAGUAGUCUACCUUUCUCACCAACACUAAUUGGAGCUUCCCAUGGUCUUCAGAAAAUGGCAUGGCUCGAGGUAUGCUGUUUUACGGCCAAACAGGCACACAUCACUGGUCAAAACUGAGACACUAACCCAGCUCUUUUGCAUGGUUCUGUGCAGACAAUGACAAUGGAUCACAAGCUUCCUUGAAUGGCUUGAUUAUUUAUCAUGAUUUUGAUUUUACUAUGUUUACCUUUGUUCGUUUGUUGCAUUUUUCUUUAUUUUUUCUUACAAUUUUUUCUAAUUUCCUUUUUUUUUACUAGGAUACCUAGGGUUUUUUAGAGUCGGAGAAGCUAGAGAGUUGCAGUAAUGUGAUUCUGUAAUGCAUUCCCUGUUUAAAAUACGAGGUGAGGUAAAAUCACUACUACUAAAGAAUCCUGAGAGGAUACAAAUAAAAAGUGCUGAAGAAACUUUGACGGUUACAGAACAGUGAAUUGACCCCUCAGUAAAUAUAAAAGAACAGUUUGACAUUUUGGAAAAAGCACUUUUUUGCUUUCUUGCUGGUGUUAGAUUGUUACCAUUAUCGUGUCUGUAUUGACAUUAGCUUUAGAUUAGCUUAGCUAGCUGGUUAGAUUCAGCAAGUCAUUUACUGUCUGCAUCUGAGUAGUUUAACAGUUAGCAGUUAGCCAGGCUUAAUUUAAAUCUAUCGAAGCCUGUCUGCUAUCACUACUAGUGAUUGGUUUGGUUUUAUGAGUGACUGCAGUGACUCCUUAACCAACUGGCUAAGCUAACUGGCUUCCCGCCAUAGAUUCAUGUUUACUCUACAGACCUGAAGGUAACUGUCAGCAGGAAAGCAGAAUGUUGAGCUUUGAGCGUUGUCGGACCUCUAUUUUGUCUUUCUAGAUGACUCCAUGAUACAUGAGAGAUCGGAUAAUAUAGAAAAUAUGAAAGGCAUGGUGUAUGAUGCAUCCUAGAGUUGUGAUGACUUGCAAGGUUUUUGAUUUGAAGAUGAAUAUUUAGGAUCUUCUUGAAGCACAUGUGAAGAGCAGAAGAGAAAGUCAGCGGGUUAGCGGGCUAGCAUGCUGUAGUUUGAAUGGUAGAUAAUCCGAGUCCCACAAGGAUGUUAGUGCUAAAAAAAAUCAUCUUUAUGGCCCCUUAAGCUAACGGACAAAUAGGAUCAUUAUUAUUUCCUGGGUCUUAAUUAUUUCCAAGCUGCUUUAGGCUUAACUGGGUCUAAGUCAAACCCUGUGAGACAGUGAACGAGUCCACUCUCCCACAGGCUCUGGACUGUCCAGAGAGCACUUCAUUUAAGAACAUACUCAGUUUGCUAUGAGUGGAACUUAAUCAAGCAUGAAUAUUAGCUUUUUUCCUUUCAACUUGAGUUGAUGAAGCAUGACUCUUUACUGCCCCCACCUCUAGCCACUUCUUAUACAGUGCUACACUCCGCCCUGUUAAGUAUAAAGGGAUCCAUCGCGCCAUUACAGUCUCUGUUUCAAUCAGUGUCAUCCAGUGAGUCACGACGGCUAAUGGAAGACUAUCUGCUUGAUUAUGACCUCACCUGCCCGUCCGUAUCUAAGGUUUCCACCUGUUCAUUACUUCUGAGGUUUAGCGCCACGUUUGUCAUCUGUCAUCAUUAAGAACAUCAAUCCCCAAUACACAAAGAGGCUUCUCAAAUGGCCUGCAGCAAAGACCUUUAAGUGGUUCAAAAAAAAAGAAAGAAAAGGAAGUAGCGGAGGGAACCCCUGGUCAUGUUCCAUUUUGCACUUUGUGUGUAAUAUUCAGUUACACCAGGAAGGAUAGCAGAUGCUGCAGUGUUGUCCCCAGAGAGAGGUGACGGUGCUAGUGUUUAGGGCUUCAUCCUUCAUCAGGCAGCAGGAAAGGGAGAGCUGGCUGAAAAAAGAUGAGAGGGACAGCUCAUUUACUGAAAGGCAUCAGUUUUGGCCCGGAGGGGGGGGUUGUGAACAGCAAGAGUGGGUGUCCUGUAAAUAUGACCUCAUUGUAGAUGUCGCCAAUUAAGCAGGACAAAUGGUGAACCGCAGGAGUAAAGGUAGCUGGGUACAACGCACAGCAUGCAAUAGGGAUGUACUAGAAAAACAACAUCCAGAAAGGAUAUAUGCAGGGUUUGCAAUUCUGGCAAGCUAAAAGAUUUUAUUAAUUUCACACUUGCAGGUGGGAAUAUAAUCCAGGUUCUGUGGGGUUCAAUUUUAUUUAUUUUUUUUACACUGUUGUAAUGGUUUGUUUUCAUUGACAAAGACCUGCCAAAAUACCAUUCCAAUAUUUAAUGACCCAAUUUUCUACACUAGAAAAUGAAAAAAAAAGAAAACAGACUUCACUAGCAAGGGCCACACCAUCAAUUUGAAGCUUGAUUGUUUAUUUCAAGAGAUACAAGAGAUUAUGUUGGCGAUGACUGAGUUGAGCUGAAUUAGACCCCCUGAAGCCUCCCAUAAGAAAGAAAUGAAGAGUGGCUGUAAUGUAGGUCUUGAGAGAUGUAACGGAUGAGACGUGAAUAUACUGCAGCCCCAUGGCCUUGAUUAGGUGGCCUGAAACUUCUCAGCUGAUGGCUGCAUCAAUACGGAAGGAGCGGCCAGAGAACAUGCUAGGACUGUGGGUGCCGUCAGGACUUGCUCAAAGUUGAAGAGGAAUCGGGAUAAGAUUGCGACUUGACCAGUCUCUGUAGCGAACUAAGUGUUGGAAUGCAAAGCAUUGUGAAAUUUUUUUCUGGUUUGUAUAUGGUGUACAACAGAUUUGUAAGGGCUUAGGCAUGAAUCUAGUUUGAAGUACAUGAUGAGCAUAAACUACCCACUUGAUUGGUUUGGCUUUGUUUGAAUGAAUAGACCAGGUGGUCUUUGGAGAUGGAGGAAGGUCGAGAUAAGAUGCGCAGUUAAAAUGACGGUGUGAAUUGAACUUGACUUGUCGGUUGAAAUUGCAAUGGACUCUGCGUUGCAGAAUCAAUAAAACGAUGAUGUGUACACAGUUAAGUAUGCAAAAAGAGGCACACGGAUGAUGUUAUGAGAGUUUGAACUAAUGGCAAAAGGACAGAUGGUCUUUGGCUGAUUUUGCUGUGUGGAGCUGAUGUCCUGGAUUUCUGUUGAAUUUGAGAGGGAGAGAAAUUGCUAGUAAUGGUGGAUGAAGGAGAGGAACUAGAGGAUUGUUGCAGUUUGUCAUGUGAUCUAGCUCCAGGAGUUGAAAGAAGUUGGAAUACAUUAACUUUGUUGUCAGCACAGUGGCAGGUACUUUCUGAAGACCCGCAAUAGUCCGGUUGGAGAUUUAAUGUGGAGGAACAUCGCCAGAAGAUCUGUCGGAAGUGUAGGAGCACCCCAACUGUUUCCAGACAUGACAGCUUCUCUGGACGCUUACCUGCUUCAGGAAUCGCGCCAAGGAGAUCUGUAGCCGGGCUGAAUGUUUCUUCAUGAAGCAGUCCGUGGUUUACUAGAACUUUCAGACUGGCAGCGUGGCUAAGUGACGAAGUGUGUUGCUCUGUGCACGAGAAGCUAGAAUGAACAAGUGGAAAGGGCAGAGUGGUGUGUAUAGAUGUACGAAAGGAAGGGGAGUGAUUGAGGUGUGGUCCUGCUCCUGAACCUCAGCUAAAGAUUUUAUCUCCAUACAGUAUUUUGUAGUGAAGUGAGGGACAUUCAUGAUGUUAUUCUGAUGAUGGUAGAUGAGUCCGAGUGAUAAAUGCAUCCCAGAGUCUUUUAUUAUCCUAAGAAGUAGGCUUUCCUCAUAGAGCAGGCAUCAGAACACACUUCUGCUGAACAAUAAGAGUGAAAAACCCCCAAAACUGAAAAAAUGUAACCCAAUCAUUGUUCUGUGUACACUGCCACAUGAUGCAUAAUGUACGUAGUAGCACUGGAAUAAAUCAACUUUUAAUGGAUGGCAAAUGGGUUUAACAUGUUCUCUGUAUACUGUUCAUUGUUCCUUCACUUUGCAGGUGAACUUUUGUCCUAACAAGGAGAGACAUCAAGGUCAAACCAUUAAAGACUAUCUUCAGCUAUGA